AUGAGCUCCCGCGACCGCUCUCGAGGGCGUCCGGCUGGUGCAUCACCUCGCCAGGAGCGCCGCGGCGGCGGAGAGAUGCGUAACGGUUCAGGACCAAUGCACCCAUCAUCUGGAUCUUCGAGGGCAGAAAGAUUCGAGGAUGAGAAGCGAAGGAUAAUAAACAGUUGUUUCUCAAAGAAGGAUGCUGAUGGGUCGACACUUGAGUCGUACAUCACCCAUAUCCGUAUCACGGAAGAUGCAGCCUACCCAUCGGCUCCGCCUCCAACCACCUCCCCACCGGAGAACAAGAAGCCGAGAGCAAUUAUUGUGUCUGUACGGAAGUCUGGCCGAGUGCGAAUGCACAAGUCAAGAGAGAACAGCGACGGCUCGUUCUCGAUAGGGAAGACGUGGACGCUGGACGAUCUAUCUCGCAUCCAGAUAUACGACCACUUGACCCCAUCAAGCCAGAUCGAACAGCAACAAAAGUCAUGGGCUGCAGACCUGGGAUUCAUUGUCACCAUCACUAAGCCAUACUAUUGGACCGCGGCAACUUCCAAGGAGCGGGACUUCUUUAUCGGCAGUCUCGUAAAGAUAUACAAGAAAUAUACUGGCGGAAAAGUUCCGGAGCUGGUUGGGCUGGACCCGAAUGAGAAAGAAGCGCUGGUUGGGAGCUUGCCGUUGGCUUCCAGACCUCCUCCGCAGUCACAAUCACAAUCACAGCCUCCCCCUCAGUCUCAACCUCCAAGCAGAGGACAGGACCCGAGGUUGAUGCAUGGAAAGAAUCCCCGUUCACAGUCUCCAUCUACAGGGCCAAACCGGUCCCAAUCCCCCUAUUCCAAUCUACCUCCUAGCCGUGAUGGUCCUCCAGACAUGCGAAAACAGCCGUCUAGAGAACAGUUUCUACAAAACAAACCUAGUCAGGACCAGAUGCCACGCGCUCCGCCCCCAGCAACUUUACUGCCACGGAUACCGGGUGAUGGUAGUAACAACAGUGCUGCUAAUAACCUACCAUCAAAACCUACACUGCAAACAUCACCGGUAGAGCCUCUGUCAAGGCAGCUUGGAGAUGCACCAUCAACUGAGAACCUUGUACCACCAUCCCCGGUUACUUCUGAGCAUCAGACUUUGCCAAAUAGGACGUAUAAACCAAUGCCAUUAUCUCCUGUAUCUGACAGUGGCUUGCUACCUAAUAAGGUGUAUACCCCCAUGCCAGCGCCAGCUCCAUCACCCAAGUCAGAGGAUAGGCCACAGCCAUACGGCCAAGGCAAACAACAUCAGCCUAGCCUAGAUAGUGGCGAUAUAUCACCUUUUAGCAAACCUGUGCAAACACGGCCAUCGACCAGUGAAUCUUCGUUGCCAGCUUCGUUGCGGCCAGCGUUUGACAGGUCCCCUAGCUAUGAUCAGAAGAGCAUAAGAAGCGUCAAGAGCAAUGACGGCGAGGAGGAUAGGUAUAAAGCAGUGCCUCCUCCUCGGGAAUCCCCCAAGGUUGAGCUUCCUGCGGUAGUCAAGGACGUACCACAACCUGAGCCACCGAAAAUAAGACCACCUGCGAUCAAUGGUGAUUUUGCCGCCGCUAUGGAGAAGGCACUGGCAGGCCGCGCUACCCCUGAGCCUCCAAGCGAACCACUCAUGAAGACCGAGUCUUCUCCAGAGCAACCAAAGCCUCCAGUGAUAAACAUUCCACCAGCAGCUGCAAGCAGCGCAUCUCUCCCCGAGCCCGGGCCUGAACCAGAGCCCGAAGUCGAGACUCACCGACGGGGAUUGGGCCCUAUGAUGAAGAGCAAGGGCGGUGCAAAGGACGUGGCUAAUGUUCUACGCAAGGCUGCGAAUGCAUACAACGCCUUCAAGCCUAGAGCUGGUGGGGCAGCCGAGCGUCUACGGGCAGCUAGAGAGAAAGAGAAGUCAGACGGACCAGAUGGAAUUACAGGCGUUGUCCCGGCGCCGUUGCAGAGAGGAAUCAGCGCAGAGACAACAACAACAACAACAACAACAACCAAGCCUACCACUACGGAGCCACCCAAAGUCCAGGUCACGGAUUCCAGUACCGGCAAGGAAGUCUCGUUUGAGAAGUCUACAGCAUCGGCAGACUCUUCAUCUCUGAAGACAAAGGAGACGAAACCCGUUAAAGUACCGCGGGAAGACAAUACCAAAAAGUGCUGCAGCGCACUUGGGAUUGAUCCGGCCGUGCUUGGUGGCCGUGGCGUGGAGUUUGACUGGCUGUUAACUGACCUUGGAUGGGAUGGUAGGUUGGGGAAAGACAAGGGAAUCGAGGCGCUGGAGGCCGAAAUACGGCGGGAGAUAGGACGAGUGCAAGCCAGCAGUUGGCUGAGCCAACUGCAGUCCUCGCAUGACGGACGAGUCGACCAGCUGGCCAAGCUGUUUGACCGUGCAAUGGAAGAGUGCGAUGAGCUGGACGGUCUACUCACCUUGUACUCCCACGAACUCGACACACUCUCGGAGGAUGUCAACUACAUCGAGUCCCAAGGCCAGGGACUGCAAACCCGCCUUGCCAACCAGCGACUGCUGCAAUCCGAGAUCCAGUCCCGACUCAAGUCCAACGGCGGCUCCCACUGA
This is a messenger RNA of Trichophyton rubrum CBS 118892, 2553 nucleotides long. RefSeq lists its product as uncharacterized. Lineage: Eukaryota; Fungi; Ascomycota; Eurotiomycetes; Onygenales; Arthrodermataceae. The transcript is spliced from 3 exons. Gene Ontology annotation, cellular component: plasma membrane; exocyst. The record is from RefSeq and is a predicted model, not a curated record. The coding region runs from base 1 to 2553 and encodes 850 amino acids. Gene Ontology annotation, molecular function: phosphatidylinositol-4,5-bisphosphate binding. Gene Ontology annotation, biological process: Golgi to plasma membrane transport; exocytosis.